Molecule: messenger RNA, 2631 nt
Organism: Striga hermonthica
Lineage: Eukaryota; Viridiplantae; Streptophyta; Magnoliopsida; Lamiales; Orobanchaceae
Source: the annotation of a GenBank genome assembly
AUGGCCGGUCCGCAGCAAUCGUCUUCCGGCUAUUACGAAUCCGCCGUUACUCCUCCGCCUCCUAAGCUGGAUACCAAAUUCGGAGCUCCUCCCCUUUCUUCUCCCCCGUCGUCUUCACCGUCAAUACCAAGGUUCCCUCCUCCGCCGGUAAUAAACCCUAACCAGAUCCCUUCCCCAUCGAUAAAGACUCCCAAUUUACCGUCUCCUGCAAAUGGGAUCCGAGCUGGUAGCCCCGUGCCCCACAUGAGCACGCCUCCUGGCCCACCGGUCUUUUCAUCUCCUCUCCAACCGGCUGCUGUUCCAUUUAGAACCUCCCCUGCAACUCCUCAGCCCAUUGCUUAUUCUUCUGGUUCAUCGUUACCCACCUCCUCGCCACCUCUGCAUUUUUCGAAUGGGUCAGUGGAGCUUCAGCAUCAACUUACUGAGGAACUUGAUACUGCUGCUGAGUCUCCAAAUGUUUUGUUCUCAGCUCACAAGGUUCUGAAACAAAAGAAACUGGCUAAUGUGCCUAGCUUAGGAUUUGGUGCAUUAGUUUCUCCUGGCAGGGAUGUUUCACUAGGUCCCCAGAUAAUCCAGCGCGAUCCACAUCGCUGCCAAAAUUGUGGAGCUUAUGCCAAUCUUUACUGCAAUAUCUUACUCGGUUCAGGCCAGUGGCAGUGUGUAAUAUGUAGGAACUUGAAUGGAAGUGAAGGUGAAUACAUAGCUCCAAGCAAAGAAGAGCUUCGGAAUCUGCCUGAACUAUCAUCUCCUUUGGUCGAUUAUGUCCAAACUAGUAACAAAAGACCUGGCUUUGUUCCUGUAUCUGAAUCUAGAGUAUCUGCCCCCAUUGUUCUGGUAAUAGAUGAGUGUUUAGACGAACAACAUCUGCAGCAUCUGCAGAGCUCCUUGCAUGCAUUUGUGGAUUCCCUACCCCAAACAACUCGAAUCGGAAUUGUGCUCUAUGGCCGCACGGUUUCAGUGUAUGAUUUCUCUGAAGAAUCUAUGGCAUCUGCCGAUGUGCUUCCUGGUACUAAAUCACCAAGUGAAGAAGAAUUAAGGGCAUUAAUCUAUGGAAGUGGGAUAUAUUUGUCGCCAGUCCAUGCUUCUCUUCCGGUAGCACAUGCAAUCUUGUCAUCAUUGACGCCAUAUAAGCUGAUCCUUCCAGAAGUCUCUCGAGAUCGUUGCUUAGGUACGGCUGUGGAGGUUGCAAUGGCAAUUAUUCAGGGACCAUCAGCUGAAAUGUCGAGAGGGAUUGUCAAAAGGCCCGGUGGAAAUAGUAGGAUCAUUGUGUGCGCUGGUGGGCCGAACACUUAUGGCCCUGGUUCAGUUCCACAUUCUCUUAGUCAUUCAAAUUAUCCAUAUUUGGAGAAAACUGCAAUUAAAAGGAUGGAGACUUUAGGCCGUGAAGCUCAGCGUUGUAAUACAGUUGUGGAUAUACUUUGCGCUGGGACAUGCCCUGUUCGUGUUCCUAUACUGCAGCCUCUUGCAAAAUCAUCCGGAGGUGUUCUGAUCCUCCAUGAUGACUUUGGGGAAGCAUUUGGUGUGAACUUACAGAGGGCAUCCACGAGAGCUGCAGGUUCUCAUGGUUUGGUGGAAAUCCGGUGUUCGGAUAAUAUAUUUGUUAGUCAAGUCAUUGGUCCCGGAGAGGAGGCACAUGUGGACAGUCACGAGUCGUAUAAGUCUGAUAAUUCUGUUUCUAUACAGAUGCUGAGCGUUGAAGAGACACAGAGUUUUGCGGUAUCGAUGGAAACUCGUGGGGAUAUCAAGAGCGAUUUUGUAUACUUCCAAUUCGGUAUUCAAUAUUCGAAUGUGUAUCAAGCUGAUAUCUCGAGAGUAAUUACUGUUCGGCUGCCUACAGUGGACAGUAUUUCGGCUUAUCUGGAGAGUGUUCAGAGCGAAGUAGCUGCUGUUCUUACCGGAAAGCGGACUCUUUUGCGAGCGAAAAACUUCCGUGAUGCUGUUGAUAUGCGAGCAACUCUGGACGAGAGGAUUAAAGAUGUUGCGAGCAAGUUUGGUUCGCAGGUUACCAAGUCAAAGCAUUAUUAUCGGUACCCUAAAGAGCUCUCGCUAUUGCCCGAGCUCUUGUUUCAUCUUAGAAGAGGCCCACUCUUGGGAAGUAUAAUUGGUCAUGAAGAUGAAAGGUCUGUUUUGCGCUCUUUAUUCCUGAAUGCAUCCUUUGAUCUGUCCCUUCGUAUGCUUGCACCCCGCUGUCUAAUGCAUCGAGAAGGUGGAACUUUUGAGGAACUACCAGCUUAUGACCUUGCUAUGCAGUCUGAUGCUGCCGUUGUUCUGGAUCAUGGCACUGAUAUCUUCAUUUGGCUGGGUGCCGAACUUGCUGCACAGGAAGGGAAGAGUGCAGCAGCUUUGGCAGCGUGUAGAACGUUGGCUGAGGAGCUGAGUGAGCUGAGAUUUCCUGCUCCUAGGAUUCUUGCUUUUAAGGAGGGGAGCUCUCAGGCUCGAUAUUUUGUUUCUCGCCUCAUACCAGCACAUAAAGACCCUCCUUAUGAGCAGGAGGCAAGGUUUCCUCAGCUUCGAACAUUGAGUUCAGAACAACGAAUGAAGCUGAAAAGUAGUUUUGUUCACUUUGAUGAUCCUAGCUUUUGUGAGUGGAUGCGGAGUUUGAAUGUUUCGCCACCGGAGCCAAUAAGCUGA